Messenger RNA from Cylas formicarius (sweet potato weevil), 2056 nucleotides. Its product is annotated as zinc finger autosomal protein-like. The transcript has 7 exons. The record is from RefSeq and is a predicted model, not a curated record. Bases 228 to 2009 code for a protein of 593 amino acids. Gene Ontology annotation, cellular component: nucleus. NCBI's taxonomy places the organism in Eukaryota, Metazoa, Arthropoda, Insecta, Coleoptera, Brentidae. Gene Ontology annotation, biological process: regulation of gene expression.
UUGAUUCGUUUUUGUACCUUGUCCCAAAAUUAGUAAAAGAAGAAGACCACAGGUUGUAGUGUUUGGGGUUUGGGAGUAUGAUAAUGAUAUGUCAAAUUUAAACAAAGUUUAUCAGUACCAGUAUACAAAAUAACCACUGUGAAAGUGCAGCUAAUUUACUGUUUAACAAAAAGGCACCAAAUUGGAAGUGCAGCUAAUUGGAAAUACCUAUUGAAAACUGCAACAUUAUGAAUAACCAGUUAUUUUAUUUUGUGGACACUGUUCAGUCACCAAUAUACAACCAACCAUCAAUAGUAAAUAUGCCAGUAGUCAUGAAUACUAUUGCUCCCAUUACAUUCCUUUUGGAUAAUACCUUUAAUGUACCUAGACCCUUGCUUAGCUUUGACAAUCAAGCAACCAUUCCAUAUAAUACAAAUAACGGGUUUAUAAUAGCCUCUACAGUUCCUAACAAUACAUUUAACUAUAUGCCAAUGCCUAGUAUUAAGGUUGAAGGUGUGCAAGAAUCCUUGUGCAAUGUUUCUUCAAGUUACAGUGUUAAAGUAGAAAAUUCGCAAGGGUCCUCAUGUGAUGUUCCGGCAAGUGAACCUAUUAAAAUUGAAAAUUUGCCGGAGCCUGAUGUACAACCAUUAGCAAUUUGUAAAACUGAGAUUGCAGAAGCAAAUCCGUCUGAUUCAGCUGUAGUAGAUAUUACCUUUGAUGAUGUAUUAAGUGAGGAUGAAAAUAUUUGUGAUCAUUUGGACAUUAAAUGUGAAAUUCAAGAGGAAUAUGGUUCCGAUGCUAUAUCAGGAUCUUGUGUUUCCAAUUCUUCUGAUCAGACAUCUCCAAGAGAGAAUCCAAGUGCCACGCCAAUAACAGAAAGUAAAACUGAAAUUUGCAACUCUAAGGAAGCUUUUCUCAAUUAUAUAACAAAUGGUAGUGACUUACCCGAACAAAAUAUUACAAAUAAUGGAAUAUCCGAAGCAGCUGAUGAAGAUGGAGUUUUAUAUAUUAAUGGGACAGUCUUUAGUGAUAUUGACGUUUUGAAUGAUAAUUCCCUAAGACGAAAGGAGCCCUUCAGUCGCAAAAAAUUAUGGAAACCUGGUCAGUCUAGCGUCUCAGCUCCAGCGGACCCGGUAAAACCACAACUUACCUUGGAAGAAGUGAAGAAAUUGGUCUCUCUCAAAUGUAAUGAGUGUGAUUUCUCAACUCAAAAAGGCGUAUUAGACCUGAAAAGGCACAAGUUAAUCCACAAGGGUGUGAAAAUCUACAAGUGCGACGUGUGCUCGUACCAGACCUCGACCAGGAGUUACUUGCGGGUCCAUAUGUUGGUACACUUCAAGAACAAGCAAGUGAAGAUGCAUAAAUGCGUCAAGUGCGCUUAUGAGACGAGAGACUACAGCAACCUACUCAAGCACCGGCGGGUACAUCUGACCUCGGAAGAGUUGGACAAGUUGCCUUACCAUCAUUGCAGUUACUGCAACUACAGAACGAAAUUCAAAGACAUAUGCCUCAAGCACGAGCGUAUCCACAAGAAGCCCGGCGAGAUCCGCAUGUACCAGUGCGACAAGUGUCCGUUUUAUAGCAGGUACGGGCUCCACAAACACAAGCUCGUCCACAAAGAAAUCACAGAGUUGGACUUUCUGCAGUGCGGUAGCUGUUCCUAUCUCACGUUAUGUAAAAGAGCGUUGAACGAGCACAUGAUCAAGCACAAAAGCCCCGACGAGCUCGAAUGGUUUUACUGUAACGAAUGCGACUUUAAGUCUCCGCUGAAGAGAAAGUUGAAGUGUCACAUAAUGGUGAGGCACCUGGCGCCAGCAAAUAAGAAGUCGAAGUCCUUCAAAUGUCACAUCUGCACGUACGCCUCUAAUAACAAGAACAAUCUGAAAAGCCAUUUGUUGAGGCAUCAGGAUCCGGCGGAUUGCCAGUUGUUUGCGUGCGCCACAUGUGACUAUACGACGCGGUUAAAAGAGGACUUGAGGUUGCACGUCAAGCGACAUUUGAAGCAGAGGGAGAAAGAGAUAGAGACUUGAUUUUGAAUUGCAUAGUUCUAGUUUCAAAUAAAGAUAAAACAAACUUA